CUGCGAGGCGCCGGCGGGGAGGGAGCGGAGGCGCAGACGGCGCCCCAGCCCGCAUCGCCACCACGCCCCGAGGGGUGCCGAGGUGCCGGCCCCGCGGGUCGCCCUAGGGGAGAGGUUCUGCACGGCACCGCCCGCCCCCCAGCACCGGCCCGCGGGAAGCCGCCGCCCCCGCCCCACGUUGAGCCCAGCUGGAGCUCAUCAUCAAUGGGGCGCCCACGCGGGGCGCGGCGCGCCCAGGGUAGGGAGGCGAAGCCCGGCCCCGCCAUCUCGAUUGUUUUGGUUGGGUUUUUUUCUAAUUUCUUCAGAAGGAUGGAUACGUUUCUUCUCGCGUGGGGAUUUCUAGGGCUGUGCUUGCCAGGCUCCCGAGGCACGGCGGAGACAGCUCAACCAUGUGGGGGCCGUCUGAACUCCAAGGAUGCUGGGUACAUCACCUCCCCGGGGUACCCUGAUGACUACCCCUCCCACCAGAACUGUGAGUGGGUCAUCUACGCACCUGAAGCCAACCAGAAGAUCAUCCUCAACUUCAACCCUCACUUUGAAAUUGAAAAGCAUGACUGCAAGUAUGACUACAUCGAGAUCCGAGAUGGGGGCAGUGAAGCAGCAGACCUGCUGGGCAAGCACUGUGGGAACAUAGCACCUCCCACCAUCAUCUCUUCUGGCCCCUCUCUAUACAUCAAGUUCACCUCAGACUAUGCACGGCAAGGUGCUGGUUUCUCCCUACGCUAUGAGAUCUACAAGACAGGCUCUGAGGACUGCUCCAGAAACUUCACUGCUUCCAAUGGCACUAUUGAGUCUCCUGGUUUCCCUGACAAGUAUCCACACAAUCUGGACUGCAUUUUCACCAUCAUAGCCAAGCCAAAGGCAGAAAUCCUUCUCCACUUUCUGCUCUUUGAUCUGGAGCAUGACCCGCUGCAGGCCGGGGAGGGAGACUGCAAGUAUGACUGGCUGGACAUCUGGGAUGGCAUCCCUCAGGUUGGCCCCUUGAUAGGCAGGUACUGUGGCACGAAGAUGCCAUCAGACAUCCGCUCAAACACCGGUGUCCUCUCCCUCACUUUCCACACGGACCUGGCAGUGGCUAAAGAUGGUUUCUCUGCUCAGUAUUACUUGAUCCAGCAGGAAGUCCCAGAAAACUUCCAGUGCAAUGUGCCACUGGGGAUGGAGUCUGGCAGGAUCUCCAACAUGCAGAUCAGUGCCUCUUCCACCUACUCAGAUGGGAGAUGGACCCCUCAACAGAGCCGGCUCAACAGUGAUGACAAUGGCUGGACCCCCAAUGUAGACAGCAACAAAGAGUACCUCCAGGUGGACCUCCACUUCCUGACUGUGCUCACAGCCAUUGCCACACAGGGUGCCAUCUCCAGGGAAACCCAGAAUGGCUACUAUGUCCGUACCUACAAGCUGGAGAUCAGCACCAAUGGGGAGGACUGGAUGAUGUACCGACAUGGGAAAAACCAUAAGACGUUUCAGGCCAACGAGGAUGCCACAGAGGUGGUUCUCAACAAGAUCCACAGCCCGGUGCUCACGCGCUUUGUGCGCAUCCGUCCCCAGAGCUGGCACAAUGGCAUUGCCCUCAGGCUGGAGCUGUAUGGCUGCCACAUCACCGAUUCACCCUGCUCUAACUUGCUGGGCAUGCUUUCUGGCCUCAUCCCUGACUCACAAAUCUCAGCCUCCUCCAUCAGAGGCUAUGACUGGUCUCCCAGCAUGGCCCGCCUGGUGAGCAGCCGCUCAGGCUGGUUUCCCCGCAUCCCUCAAGCCCAGCCUGGGGAGGAGUGGCUGCAGGUAGACCUUGGCAUCCCAAAGAAUAUCAGAGGUGUCAUUAUCCAGGGGGCUCGUGAAGGGGACAGCAUGACUGCCACUGAGUCCCGCUCCUUUGUGAAGAAGUUUAAAGUGGCCUACAGCAUGAAUGGAAAGGACUGGGACUUCAUCCAGGACCCAAAAACGAUGCAAGCCAAGCUUUUUGAAGGCAACAUUCACUAUGAUAUCCCUGAAGUCCGGAGGUUUGACCCUGUUCCUGCCCAGUACAUCCGAGUGCACCCGGAGAGAUGGUCCCCAGCAGGAAUAGGAAUGCGCCUGGAAGUGCUCGGCUGUGACUGGACAGAUGUAAAGCCCACUGCAGGGACAUUGGUGCCCACUUUGAAGAGUGGAGAGAUUACCACCCCAUACCCAACUGAUGAAGAAGUAACCCAAUGUGAUGGCUGUGGAGAGGAGGAGGAUUUCCAUCUCCCUGCAAACUUCAACUGCAACUUUGAUCUCCCUGAAGACCUCUGUGGUUGGUCGCAUGACUUGGCAACAGGUUAUACAUGGUCAUUUCAGCCUACAAGCACCUGGAUUGGCAGCUCUGAACCAAGCCCUGAGACUGUGCCUGAUAGCAAGAGUUACCUCCAGCUGAAGAGCAGCAGAAGGAGGGAAGGCCAGCGAGCCCGGCUCAUCAGCCCCACCAUCUAUCUACCCCGGAGUGCUGUCUGCAUGGUCUUCCAGUACCAGGCAUGGGGCAGCAAUGGGGUGAUGCUACGGGUCUGGAGGGAAGCCAGCCAGGAGCACAAGGCACUGUGGGUCAUCACGGAGGACCAAGGGGAGGAAUGGAGGGAAGGCCGCAUCAUCCUGCCAAGCUACGACAUGGAGUACAGGAUUGUGUUUGAGGGGUUUAUACGCAACGACCACUCAGGAGAGCUCGCCCUCGAUGCCAUCCAGCUCGGCACUGACAUCCCACUGGAGAACUGCAUGGAACCCAUCACAGCUUUCCCAGGGGCAACCCUCCUGCCAGGGACCGAGCCCACAGUGGACACAGUGUCAGUGCAGCCCAUCCCAGCCUACUGGUAUUAUGUUCUUGCCUCCGGAGGUGCUGUUGUGGUGCUUGUCUCCAUCGCGCUGGCCCUUGUGCUCCACUACCACCGGUUCCGCUAUGCGGCCAAGAAGAGCGAUCACUCCAUCACCUACAAAACCUCCCACUAUGCCAACGGGGCCCCCGUGGCCGUGGAGCCCACCCUAACUAUAAAACUAGAGCAAGACCCCAGCUCACGCUGCUGAGAGCCGAACAAGAAUGAGAGAGCAAACAAAACACAAACCAGACAGACAGACAGAAACUAAGACUUCAGAUACUUUGCCUCAGUUUCGCACCUUUUUUUCUUACCUAGCAUGCGUGUGAACUGUAGACAUCUCCAUCCCUUCUGCAUCCCCCUCUGGUCCUCCCCGAAUCUUUUAUAAACUCUAAACUAAUGCUGCAUCUCGGAUCACCAGAAGAGACACACCUCCCCUUCACUCAGAAGUCAACCCUCCCUUUCAAUUACUUUUCAAAAACUCUUGGGUUGUCUGGUGGGGUUCUUUGUUGUGUUUGUUUGGGGAGUAUUUUUUUGUUGUUGUUGGUAAGCUCAUUUGGUUUGUUUUUUCUAUCCUGGAAGCUCGUGUGGGUGCAGCUUGUGCAUGUGUGUGCUAAAUCCGUGUGUGAGUGUGCAUGGGAUGUGUGCAUCUGACUGACUGAAUGUAUAUUUAGAAACAGCCCCUUUUGAAUUUGCUUGUUAUUGUUUCUGCUUGCACAGGGAAUGUGUGGGAUUUUUUUCCUUUUAAAUUCCCCCCCCUUCCCACCUUUCCUUUGGAAGGUCUGGGACACAUUUAUGGUAAAUACCCUGAUUUGUUUACUUGGGGAAGAAAGCCCUGCUUUUUUGUUGCCUUAUCUAGCUUUGGCUGGGUUUCUUGUUUGAUAUUGCUAAUGACUCAUGUGCAAAAUGAGAAGAGGCCAGGCUGGACAGUAGGAAUGUCCACCUCAGAUGGCUAGAAGAAUUCAGAGAGGUCAUAGAUGUCCAAAAAGUAAGAUCUCUCCAUCUUAUUCUUUCUGCAGCCAACAUGAUAACACAGCCAUUGUUUGGAAGGAAGAGGGGAAACCCUCCCCUUCCCCCACCCACAAAGUGAAUCUAUUUAAAGUUGCCUUAUAAAAAAGAAGCUCAUAAUGAAUGUUUUGUUUGUAUCUGUUAAAGCCAGCCUUAAGGUAACACAUAGACUUCAGCAGGUCUAAGGUGGAUGCUAAGUACUGUAGUUUCUUCAGAAUUGAAGGUUUAUUUAUUUUGUAAGUAAUCCUCUCUCUGGUUGCUGAUGGUUUUGCUCUUUACACAGGGAAGGGGGAGAGGACUUCUCCUUGUCUUUCUGCUAGAAAUGGUCAAGGGAAAAGUAUAUUUCUUCUUUCUGAGUUUUGGGUUUGUAUUUUUUUUCCUCUGUCAAAUUCAUAGCUGCUGAAUCAUUAAAAAAUUGCCAAUUGACUUUCUAGAAUGUCAGUUAGUUUUGCAUUUGCUCAUGUUCUGCUUCUUAAAGCACCGGUAGUAUCUAGGAAAGCAAAGCCUAACAGGCAAGCCCUGGGGGGGCAGCUACUGCUGCUGCCUUAACCAGGGAGGUGAGAUGCCUCUGACUGUUGAAUGGCCCAGCAUAUUAUAGUGGAAAUGCCUUAUAUAAAUUACUGAAUGAUGACAUGAGAAAGUGGAUUGAAUCAUUAACUCUAACCUGUUUGCAGGCAAAAAAAGUACCUUCAGUGAGCAAGGUUCUCCAUCUUGUGUUCAUUUGUGAUGAGUGAUCAGGUUCCCUCCCUCCUCCUAAACUUGCUAGUGCUCCCCAGCCCUCAUUUGUCCGUGAAUAUUGGAUAGAAUUAAUUGAGGUGAGCAGCUCUGUUGACUCCCCUGCAGUCUUGAGCUUUCUUUUGGUUGAAGGAAAAAGUGAAAUCACAAGCAGUGCUGUUCAUGUGUAGCAUGAGCUGCUAUUUCAGCAGAGCCCUCUCUUCAGAGGAUCUCAGUUGAUGGAGGUGCCACACUCCCCUCCCUCCCUGCCUUUAUUCAUGCAGCCUGUUCCAGCUGCUCAUGCUGUUGACUCAACAGAUUUCAGCAGGACUCCCUCAGCAGCGAGUGUCCAAAACAAGCAGGGAGCACAGAAAAACCCAGGGUGAUUUGGCACGGUGAGCACGUGUUUGGGGCAGCAUCCCCCAUGAGUUCCCAUGAGCUUUUGAAGGGCAGCAGGGACAUGCAUGUCCCAGCAGGACCUGUGAAGGAUCUGGGGGGACUCCUGUCACCUUGCAGGUGGUACUGCCCAGGGGUCCCCAGAGAAGGGCUUCCAGGGUCAGGGCUGCUCUCUCAGUGAACAUCCUCAUCAUGCAGCACUGGUAUGUAUGGUUUGUGAUGUGAAAUCCCACCUCCCCUCAGCCAGCUGCAGAUUGAAACAGAUAUGAAAUAUCAGCAUGUGCUUGUUGCAUUUUCAGGACAGCCCAAGCCCAUGUCAGCAGGUGAUACUGUCACUUUUCCAAAGUCACUUCAAUCUCUCUAGGUCAGGACAUCCCCUCUCUUCAUCCAGUUUCUGGUCCGUAGACUCUAGCAAGUGUGCAUUGGAGUGUCAGGGAGGAGAAUGUUUCACCCUGUCUUUCAAACCAAAAUUACCAAAGACAAGACAGAAGGUCUCUUUGAGGUUUUUAUUCCCAGUUCUCCCCCACUCCUCCAGCCCUGACAUCUCCAGCAUUGCCCAGUUGCCUGUGUGUGAAAAAUAUCUUGUGAAAAUUUGAAACUCUUUGAAGAUGUAUUGUGUGGAAUGUAAUAAAAUUAUAAUAUUUUU
Calypte anna (Anna's hummingbird) is the source of this 5577-nucleotide messenger RNA. RefSeq names its product neuropilin 2 (gene NRP2). Gene Ontology annotation, biological process: angiogenesis; vascular endothelial growth factor signaling pathway; axon guidance. Gene Ontology annotation, molecular function: vascular endothelial growth factor receptor activity; semaphorin receptor activity. The coding region runs from base 205 to 3024 and encodes 939 amino acids. Lineage: Eukaryota; Metazoa; Chordata; Aves; Apodiformes; Trochilidae. Gene Ontology annotation, cellular component: membrane. The transcript has 16 exons. The record is from RefSeq and is a predicted model, not a curated record.